Pristis pectinata (smalltooth sawfish) is the source of this 6402-nucleotide messenger RNA. Its product is annotated as multiple C2 and transmembrane domain-containing protein 2-like. Gene Ontology annotation, cellular component: synaptic vesicle membrane. Gene Ontology annotation, molecular function: calcium ion binding. The record is from RefSeq and is a predicted model, not a curated record. NCBI's taxonomy places the organism in Eukaryota, Metazoa, Chordata, Chondrichthyes, Rhinopristiformes, Pristidae. The coding region runs from base 131 to 2869 and encodes 912 amino acids. The transcript is spliced from 23 exons. Gene Ontology annotation, biological process: regulation of neurotransmitter secretion.
UGUCAGUGUGUUUGUUGCUGGAGAGAGCCAGGUAGCAGCCGGAUGAUCCCAAGAGAUCCUAUUUAAACAUACGUUGGCUGGAGUCCCGUUUCUGCUGCUUAAUUGAGGACUUGGCAGGGCGGCCAACAAAAUGGAUGAGCAAAAGGAGAUUACAAAGUGGAAGUCCUUUCGAGCAAAGACCAAACCCUUUCUGCAGAACAUGAAGGGCAAGAUGUCAAGUAAAGGGAAAGCAGGAAAACAGCGACACCUCUUGGACCAGCGGAUGAGCGUGUCGGAACCAGAUAUGUUACAGGUGGGCAAGAGCUUCGGUGAGAGCUGCUCACGUGUGCUCGUCCAGUCCCCUGCUCUCAAUUACUACAGCAGUCCCUCCACCCCAGUUAAGAAAACAGAUGAAAGUAAUGAACAGACCGUUCUCCAAGAAGCUGCGGUACCAUCAGGGGACACUUGUCAACCAACAAAUUCCAGCACUGAGAAUGAAACAUUUGCACCCAUUGAAUCGUCCACAUUGGUGAAGGAAUCCGGCAGAAAUGACAUGGAAACCACGCUGGAAAGGAACUUUGCGGAUGAAACAACAGAAGGAAAGUCUGCGGAGGAACUUAGUGAAGGUACUGACCUGGAGUCUUCACAAAGUUCAAUGUUCUUCGAGGAGCAGGCCUCAGAACAAUAUGAAGGGAAAAGUAGUGAUUCGUCAUCAUUCCGUAUACCCUCGUACCUUCUGACGAUUCACCUGAAGGAAGGACGGAACCUCGUGAUACGGGACCGCUGCGGUACAAGCGAUCCCUAUGUCAAGUUUAAACUUGCCGGGAAGACUUUGUACAAGAGCAAGAUUGUAUAUAAAAACUUAAACCCCCGAUGGGAUGAAACGUUUGUGGUUCCAGUCAAGAACUUAAAUCAAAAACUUUAUGUCAAGGUGUAUGACCGAGACUUGGCCACAGAUGAUUUCAUGGGUUCUGCAUAUCUCACUCUGAAUGAUCUUGAAAUAAACAGUGUUGUGCAGAAGGAGUUGCAGCUUGAUGAUCCAAAUAGCCUGGAGGACUACAUGGGGGAAAUUGUCCUGGAGAUAAAACUAAUCAACAAACCAAGUGAAAGCAGCAAAAAAUCCAGUCAUAUCAGGAAGAAACGAGGGACAUCCACAAAGGCUGGCUUUAUCCAGAACAUCCGCUUGUCUGAUUCCCUUCGGAAGAGCCAGCUGUGGAACGAGAUUGUUGGCAUUACCCUGUUUGAGGGGAAGGGGCUCCAGGAGAAGGCAGCUGAAGAAUGUUACGUUAAGUUCAGACUGGGCGACGAAAAGUACACAAGCAAGUCACUCCAGGCCUUGUACAAGUGCACAAACCUUCAAUGGAGAGAGAGGUUUCAUCUCCAUCUUUUCAACGACAGGACAAAUAUUUUGGAAGUUGAAGUCUGUGGGAAGAAUGGUCUAAAGCAGGAAGAAAGCUUUGGCGUAUGCAAGGUUGACCUGUUGACGUUGCCCAAGGGACAUAACAACCAUUUGGAACUCAUGCUGGAGAACGGACAAGGAUCAGUGGUUUUACAGGUCAUGUUUGCAGCUUGUAGUGGAGUCUCCAUCUCUGACCCAUGUGUCAGCCUGCUGGAUGAUCCGACUGAGAGACAGCAGAUCCUUAAGAGAUAUAGUUUGCGAAACUCUUUCCGGGAUAUGAGUGACAUUGGCUUUCUUCAAGUCCAAGUGAUUAAAGCCUGUAACCUACCGGCUGCAGAUUUCGCAGGAAAGAGUGAUCCAUUUUGUGUUCUGGAGCUGGGAAAUGAUCGACUACAAACUCAUACUAUCUACAAGAAUCUCAAUCCUGAAUGGAACAAAGUUUUCUCAUUUAAUAUUAGGGACAUCCAUGAUGUCCUGGAAGUCACGGUCUAUGAUGAAGAUGGGGACAAGCCGCCGGACUUCCUCGGCAAAGUUGCAAUACCUUUGCUCUCCAUCAAGAAUGGUCAGCAGACUGGAUAUGUACUGAAGAACAGAAAGCUGGGACAACCAGAAAAAGGAGUUCUUUACUUACAGAUGGACAUUAUCUCUAACCCGGUUAAAGCAAGCCUCAGAACUUUUAAACCAAAGGAACCAAGGAAAUUGGAAGAAAAUCCCAAAUUUUCAAAAAAGGUGUUAACCAGGAACCUUAGACGAGUCCGGAAUAUCACCAGGACUUUAUGGAGCACAGUCUGUUACAUACAGAGCUGUUUUGAGUGGGAAUCUGCUCAGAGAAGUUUAAUAGCCUUUCUGCUGUAUUUGGUGAUUGUCUGGACGUUUGAGAUCUACAUGCUCCCACUUGCACUCCUGAUGAUUUUUGCCUGGAACUACAUUCAGAUUGCCAGAGGGAAGGUUGUCAGCCAGCAGUACAUGGAGGAUGAAGAUGUUGAUGUUGAUGAUGAUGAUGAGGAUGACGAGAAGGACUCUGAAAGAAAAGGAUUAAUGGGCAAGAUCCACAAAGUUCAAGAUAUCGUCAUUAGUGUUCAAAAUGUCCUGGAUGAAAUAGCAUCGUUUGGUGAAAGAGUUAAAAACACAUUCAACUGGUCGGUCCCGUUCCUGGCCAAGCUUGGCUGCAUUGUGCUUGCGGUUUGCACAGUCGUGUUGUACUUUGUCUCACUGAGGUACCUCUUGCUGAUCUGGGGCAUACACAAAUUCACUAAGAAGCUAAGAAAUCCAUACACCAUCGAUAAUAAUGAGCUACUUGACUUCCUCUCCAGAGUUCCAUCAGAUGUCCAAAAGGGUUGUGUCAUUGGAAUCACUGGAUAUGAGAAGGAUUGGCUUCUUAACAAAAAAAGCAUCAGCAAGGAUUUGCAAGCAAGACUCAACAGCCAACACAUUGAUGACAACGGAACACAGGCAAGAAACUUGUUUCUUUGCUUGCUCAGCAUCAUAUGAAGCUCCGUCAGAUUUGAGAGGGAUUCCACUACAUUUCUCAGACUGCAGAUGUACCAAGAAUAUAAAUCAUUAGAUUUCACUUCUGUUUUAUAUCUUGUUAAUUUUCUUAAAGCGACUGUGCUUCAGUCUACAGGUCAAAAGUUAAUUUGGUUACCUACCAAAACCUUUGAAUGUAUUGUUUCCGACCACUGUAUCAGAUGUCAUAGUGGCCUUGUUAUGAAACUGUGUUGAUGUCCUUCUUAAAUGGAUUUCUGCCUUGUUUGCUGAAUGGAUUAUGGACCCAGGAGUUGUACAUCUGUGAAAGGGAGUUGAAGUGCUAAGCAGCUAUUCACUCAUGAUUUACAUGCUGUUUAUUUACAAGUUAAACAUUUUUGCUCCAGAGUUCUUGAAGUGUCUGAUGAAAGUUUGGUUUUCCUUGUUACCGCAAACACCUAUAAGAGGAGUUAUUGGCCCUGGUGCUAAAUGGGAAAGGAAAUGUUUCUGAAUGAAGUGAUGGAAAUUGUGGAAAGGAGCAGGCGUUACAACUCCUGGGGCUUCAUGGAAACGUACCGUGAGAAGUGAAUGAUGGAGAUGGUAGAGCAGAUCAGGGAGCCAUGAAGAGAAGGUGAGGAUUCAGGUAACUCUAUCCUUGCUCUAUUUGGGAGGGGGAGGGGAUGAAAGGUACAGGAAAAAAAGAUGAGAUGCUGUUGAAAACUCCAUCCACUCAUGGUAGAAGUGAAACCAAGGUUAAGGAAAGAUCUCCCUUUGCUAUUGUUUUAAAAAGUACACCUACUUCCCCUCAUUUAAAGGGGCUUUGAUAUCCACAAUAUAAGGCACCAAUCAAUUAAGGCAACAGGUAUCAUCUACAGGCCCACAGAAUAUCUCAACCAUAUCUCCCACCCUGCCUCCUGUGAUUACAUUCGGUUCUCCCAGUUCCACUAUCUCCAUGAUAUGAUGGCAAAACUUACCGCACAGCUGUGUUUGAUAACUCUUCCAUUUUCCUUAACCUUGGCCUCCCUUCUACUGUGAUGGAAGACACCAAAUCUUUUUCCUGUACCCCUCAUCCCCUCCAAGACAGAGCAAGGACAGAGUUACCCUGGUCCUCACCUUCCCUUUGUGGCUCUUCCAUCGCCAUCAUUCACUCCUCCUGCUACUUUCCCAGGAGAUGCAACACUGGCUCUUUUACCUUGUCCCUUCCCACCAUCUAGAGACCCAGAGAAGCAAUGUUUCACCUAUACUUCAUCCAAUCAAGUGUACUGCGUUCGGUGUUCAAGACGCCACUCCUCUGCAUUGGAGAACCCAAAUGCAGAUUGGGUGACCAAUUUGUGGAGCACCUCCACUCAGUCCACAGGGGCAAUCCUGAGCUUCAACUUGCCUCUCACUUUAAUUUUCCACCCCUUUCCCCCCUCUGAUCCGUCAAUCUGUGGCCUUCUGUAUCAUUUCAACAAAAGCUUGAGGAACAGCAUCUCAUCUUCCGGCUUGACAUUGUCACAGCCUUCGGGAAUCGAUGUCAGGUUUAACAAUUUCAGAUAACUUUCUUGCUCUAUUUGUACCAGGACUGGCCAUCUCUGCUGUAAGGUUGUCCAUCUGCAAUGUUCUCCCUCCGUGGACACUGAUCUGCUGGUCAUUUCAACAGUUCCUCUUUGGUUUCUGGUUUCAGCCACAGCUCAGACCUGUAUUUCACACCUUUAACAUGUCCCUUUGUUUGCUUCCUCUCUCUCCAAUGCCCUCAUGAAUCUAUCAACCAGAUGGCUCUGUAAACAUUGGGAUCACCAUGGCAAUCCUGGCCUCACCCUAUUAAAGAUACUCCAUCCAUUCCUUCCCCCACCUGCUCUGCACCUGAAAAAUAACUCACUUUCCACAAUCCCAAAGAGGUGUCUUUGGCCUGAAACAUUAACUCAGUUUCCCUUUCCACAGAUGCUGACUGACCUGCUCAGUGUUUCCAGCAUUUUCUUUUGUUUCAUUUCAGAUUUCUAGCAUCUGCAGUUUUUUUUUGCUUUUCGAUUAUUGAUUCUAACACCUGCAUGCUGGAAACUGAAUUGGGGGGGGGUGGGGGGGGCACGGGCAAUCAAUUCAAAUGAGGGGACUGACUCAUAACCUGUGCCACCCCACCGCAUCCUAAUAUAAGCAACCAGGUACAAGCAACUGAGCAGGAUACAAGCAGCAAAGCAGGUGGGCUUCUGGUUUCUACAGAUCAUGUCCUGAGGAGUGGCAUAGGAUGUGAGGUAAUUCAAGCCAUUCCUGUUGUGUAGGAUGUUGAUACUGUGAAGUGCCACUCUUCCCUCUCAGCAGCUGCAGGUACUGCCAAGAAAUUCCCCAUCCCUUUUCACUGUUGAAAUUUUCCAAAGAACAAAACUUGAAUAUAAAGUUGCUUUGACAUCAGAGUUACUGUGGUGUGUCUACAAAUUUAGCGAUAGGUGGUACACUGUAUAUGACCACUAGGACGUCUCCAAUGCUGCAAAAUCAAUUUCUAGAGUGGGCAGGCCUAGUCUCAGGAAGGGGACAACCCUUUUGGACUAGAAUACUGAGAAUUCUCUUUACUCAGAGAGUUAGUAAUCUCUGAAUUCACCCCCAUCCCCACCACCCCAGAGAGCUGUGGAUGCUCAGAUGUUGAGACCUUUAGACGCUGAAGGGAUCAAGAGGUAUGGUGACAAAUGGGAAGGUGGACAAGAUAUAAGGUCAGCCAUUGAAAGGUGGAGUAGACUUGAGGGGGGAAAAGGAGCUGCUUCUACUUCUUAUUAUGGAAGCUGACUGAUAACGUAUAAGUGAUCUUUUACCUUUCUUAUCAAAUUCUACCUAGUGAAGAUGAGUCCAGAUUGAUAGAAGCUGCAAAUCCACAAUUUGUAGCCAUAUUUGAAGGGCUGACUUUAAAUAUCCCAUCAAUACAUCUAUAGUGUGGGCCAGUGCUGAAUCUAUUUUGCACUGUUGUUUUAACAUGAGAAAUUUAUGGCAACAAAAGGGGCAGGAACUGUUUUGGUUUAUCAUGAACAAUCCACAUUUAAACAAAAGCACACGAUUAAUAAACUAUGAUGUAAGCAGAAUUUUGUUGAUGCUAUGGAUAAAUAUUUCCUCAAAAAAGAUACUUAAUGAUAUGCAUUUCGUUAGUACCUUUUGAUGUCACUCAUAUAACUUAAACUGCUUCGCACACAAUGAGCUGUGUUAAAUCGCCGUGAAUGCUUUUUUUGCAGGCAAAAUGGCAGCCAUUGUCAUACAGGCAACUCCAUCAGAAGUAACGUCACUGCUAAUUCAUUUAUUGAUAUUCUGUUAGUGGAAAUAGAAAUAAAUUACUUCCACGAUGCAGAAAAGAAACACUUGGCAUUGUAGAUUUUUUAAAUUAUUUAUUAGAGGAAAUUUGAAUCUUGUACGGCUGUGGAAUUGCUAACUCUAAAACCUGUAGCAACCUAUUGUAAAAAUUAUAGUGUGGAUAAUUUGCUCUCAUCCUUUUUACGAUCUUUUUCAAUAAUUCAGUAUUCACAAGAGUAACCAAAUGUUUGAAAUACAUGUUGUAAUGAAUGAUUGUGAAAUUUAUAAUGAAUGAAAAAUUUGUACAAACA